Tupaia belangeri chinensis (Chinese tree shrew) is the source of this 942-nucleotide messenger RNA. Its product is annotated as olfactory receptor 4S2. The transcript has a single exon. The record is from RefSeq and is a predicted model, not a curated record. Gene Ontology annotation, biological process: G protein-coupled receptor signaling pathway. Gene Ontology annotation, cellular component: membrane. The coding region runs from base 7 to 942 and encodes 311 amino acids. Gene Ontology annotation, molecular function: olfactory receptor activity; G protein-coupled receptor activity. Lineage: Eukaryota; Metazoa; Chordata; Mammalia; Scandentia; Tupaiidae.
GGCUCCAUGGAAGUGGCCAACAAUGUCUCUGAGUUUAUUUUCCUAGGACUUUCCCAAGAUCCUAGAAUGCAGUUGAUGUUCUUUGCCCUUUUCCUCAUCUUCUACAUCGUGAUCAUGGUGGGGAAUUUGCUCAUCCUGCUUACAGUUUCUUCCAAUCACCGGCUCCACACACCCAUGUAUUUCUUCCUCAGUAACCUAUCCUUUGUGGACAUUGCCUAUUCCUCAGCUACGGCACCCAAGAUGAUUGCAGACUUUGUUUCUGAGAAAAAGACAAUUUCCUACUGGGGCUGCAUAACUCAGAUGUUUACUUUCCACUUUUUUGGUUGUGCUGAGAUUUUUGUUUUGACAGUCAUGGCCUUUGACCGGUAUGCUGCCAUCUGCCAACCCCUCCGUUAUACUACCAUCAUGAGUGCCAAUGUUUGUAGUGUGCUGGCAGCUCUGUCCUGGUUGGGGGCCCUGGGUCAUUCCUUCAUCCAGACCCUGCUGACUUUUCAGCUGCCCUACUGCAAUGCCCAGGUCAUAGACCACUACUUCUGUGAUGUCCACCCGGUCCUAAAACUUGCCUGUGCUGAUACUUCCUUGGUAAACAUGUUGGUGAUUGCCAAUAGCGGUCUCAUCUCCCUGGGGUGUUUCCUCAUUCUUCUGGCCUCCUACACAGUCAUUCUAUUUAGUCUUCGAAAACGAUCUGCAGAGAGCAGGCGCAAAGCUCUCUCUACCUGUGGAUCUCAUCUGACAGUGGUAACUUUCUUCUUUGUCCCUUGUAUUUUUAUUUACCUCCGUCCAUCCACUACUUUCCCGCUGGAUAAGGCUGUGUCUGUGUUCUAUACCACCAUCACCCCGAUGUUAAACCCACUCAUCUACACACUGAGGAAUGAGGAUGUAAAAAAUGCCAUGAAAAGACUGUGGAAUCGCAUGUUCUUAAAGGAAAAGCAAAAGGAAUAG